CCGCACAGCUCGAAAAACGUGUACCCAGUGUGUAAUUACAAGAUUUAUCUCUCUUCCCGUUGUUAUCAAACGAGAUCUUGGAAUGCGUCGUGAAACUGAGACUAAUUUCAUUGUCAGUGACAGUGAGAUAACAGAUAAAAAUAGGCAGACCAGCUGACCGUGUGGGAUUUUUGAUUUUCCGGCCUGUUGGGAAUUGACUCCAGAUAGAAUAUUCAACACACUUAUAAUCGCAACCGAUCUACUUUUUAAUCUAUCUCUUAUGAAGGGUGAAUAGGUUCUCAGCUACCGCUAAACUGGAUUUUUGUUGGGAGAAAAUCCUUACCGUCGCAAUCUGAACAAGCUAUUCCAUCUACCAAGUUGAACAUCUUUGAAACAAAUCGGCAUCGAAGAAGCUGGGAGCCAGAUUCUGUGAACAAGGAAUAGAGCCAAGGGAGUAAAAGAACAUUGAAUAUUUGGCUGAACAAUUGAAUUUGGUGAAGCUGAAGAACCUUGGACCAGCCAUGAAUUGGAAUACCCCUGGAGCAGAGGCAUUUCCUCCCAAGGUACUCAACUUUUACAGACUUGUUUUUUUUGUGGUCCAUAUUUUACCACAAGUGAUGCAAGAAGUGUGGAAGAAGUUGAUGGACCUUUCACUGACCUUUCAUAGCUUUGAUGCUGCUCAAGCUGUGAGAGAUGUUGGCCCUGUAAAAAAUGGUACUGUGAUCCACCUUGAAAGAGAUUGUGUGAGUCUGUUUAAAGCCAUCCUCAAUACUAAAGUUCAUGCUCAACCAAAUAAGUCAGGAGAGUUGAGUUCAUUACAUGAGUUAUAUGUCAAACCUUGCAGUGGAAAAUUCCAUGACAGUAUUCAAAGUCCCACAGGAAACAAAGCAGAGACAGUAGCUUUAGUGGUAGAUCAACUUCGUUUGUUACAGAAUGCAAUUUGUCGAGAAGCUGAAACUGAAAUGGUUGAUGAGGAUAAAUUUGAUUACCUCAUAACAUUAGCACGAGAUGCUUUCAAAGCUCUUGACCUAGAUGUUUCCCUGAUUGACAAGUUUGUUAAGUUGAGUGAAGAAGACUUUCCCUCAGAGAAAUGUAAGCAAUUGCAAGAGCGAUUAAAGGCAGAAAGCUAUUAUGCAGGACAGAUCAAGGAUUUGAUUGUUAACUUUAUCGAGGUUAAAUCUGAAGACCAAAAUGAGACUUGCAGACCUAACUUUCAGUGCAUUUGUGAUGAGCAACAUAAUGAAUCUUUGUUAUCAGUUGGCUCAACAGCAUCCCUGAACUCACUUCCUGCAAGUCCUAGUGAUGCAAGAGCAAAUAUACCAGAUUACCCCCCAAAGUGGUCACCAUCUGCAUUUGAAGAAGUGUCUAUUGAAUUGAAAGAGAACACUGACCACACUAGAACUCCAUUUGAUGCUUCACCAAAGCUAUUAGCAGACGAUGAGGGGAUGUCAAGAAAUGAAGAAGGUUUGCAGACGAAAGAAGAUCACAAUGAGGCAGGAAAUGUCUCUGUGGAUGAUGGCAUUGAGAAGAGUGACCAAGAGGGCCAACAGAGUGAACAGUGUAAUGGCACAUGCCCAUGCUGUGGAAGAAAUAGUAUUGUCAUUAGCCAAUGCAAUGACAGAGUUAAUGCUGCUAACAGCUUAAUUAUUCAGUUACAAGAUGAUGUUAUUGCCUAUCAGGAUCAGUGUCCUAAACAAGAGGAUGAUAUAAGUCAGUUGAAAGAGAAAUUGACUAAAAUUGAAGAGGAAAAACAAGGACUAGAAGCUGAGGUGGGACGGCAGUUGUUCCUUGAAAGUAAAGAAAAGCGUCGUACUGAGAAGAUUUUUCAGUGGUUAGAUGAACAUGCCCAUGAGCAGAGUAUGCUUGUCAAAGCGAGAGGGGCAUCUUAUGAAGGGGAACUACUUCAUGGUGCAGGUUCCAUUGACAGAUCAGAGCAACUUAUUACUUCAAGCGAUGAAAAUGGAGAUUUUUUUGGGAGAGACACUUUUUCUUGUUUAGAAGGAAAUCUGGGAGAUGAAGGGCCUGAUAGGUCCUUAAAUGAAGCUGAUGAAACUUUUGAUGAAUUGGAAGAAUUUGGAGAAAGUAGUGAAACUAGUGUAUGUAACUAUUCCAAUGGAAACACAUAUAACAAUGGUAGUGAUUUUACAUCCUCUAAUUUAAAUGCAAAUGAUUUACCUGACUCAAAUUCUGUUACAGGCAUUAGUAAUUCAAGAUUAUCAACUGAGAGUUGUGAUUCAGUUUCUAGUUUAUCACAGUCAUCAAUCAAUUCUGCUGAUAAUGCACUGCCAUCAACUGGAGAUACAUGCUCAAUUACUACUACACUGAAUUUUGAUCAGGCUGGAAAAGCUUGGGAGAGUUCGGGCAAAAAUGUGUUCGAUGUCAUGAGUAGUGGUAUGGAGAACCAAGAAAGGUCUUUGUCAUCAUUCAUAGCAAAUAAAGAUUUUGAAAGUGAAGAGGUGAAAAGCGGGUGUGCUGCAAACUGUGCAAGAGAAAGGGAAGACCUAACUAGCUUUAAUGGUUUUUGCAAUGGUGAUCUUGUAGAUGGUCCUGUCAGUAUUCCAAAUAGAACUCAAGGUAGUUUAAAGCAAGUAGCAGUACCUAGUGCAAAUCAAGGUCCACUUCCACAUAGAGAUACAACUCAGAACCAAAAUCUCUCAGGUGCAGUGACUGCUCACCAAAUAGAUACAGUAAUAAUUCAGGGUGAUUGUUACUCAAGCAAUCAGUCAAAUAAAUGGGAACAUUCAGGGGCCAGACCAAGAGACAGACCCCCCAAAGGAAAUAGAUCCUUAGAACCAACUUCGCUCUACUCCUCAUUGGUUGACCUGGUUCCUCGACAAGUUUCGGGAGUGGCCAAUGCAUUCUUAGCAAGACAUUCUGAAGACAAAGAUCUUCAUGAAAGUUUGUAUUACAAUGAUGCAGAGAGGAUGUUGGGUGAAGAAGUUUCAUUACAAGGAGCUAAUUCUUAUAUAGGGGGCAUGUCAAACUUGGCCAACUUAAACAGAGCAAAACUGUACCCAGGUGACUGUCAAGUUGUUCCAAGGCCAGAUCCAACAUAUUACCCAUCAUAUUCUUCAGUGUUUCCUCUGACUGGUGGAGCAUCUAUCAGAGGAAAUGGUGAAGAUGGCAACUUAUUACUUAAUAGCAUAUUUAAUUGUAAUUCAGUACUUCUACCUGGAUCCUUAUACAGUUAUGUUGGAGGUAAUACGAGCACAACACAAACUGAUAUGAGCACUAAUUAUGUAGCAAAUGACUUUGCACUAGACACAAGAGAGCCUCAACUACUCCAAGAUGAGCAAUUUUCAUCUUUGCAUAGGAGUGAUAUUUUACUGUCAGGGCUCACUGGCUCAAGAUUGACUUCUGAUGUUACAGGGAUUACACGAACUCAAAUGACACAUUCUGUACUUGGUACUCAAAAUAAUUUAGGGUUGACUGGGACCACAUCAAUUUUACCCUCAGAGUCUUUGCAAAUGCAAGCAUCUGGUAGUGCUCAAACUUAUGGUAACCAGCCAAAUGCUUCAACAGUUGUUCUAACUUCAUCUUUAGCAGCAAGGGCUGAUGGAUCUGACAGCAUACUAUUAUCAGGGUUAGAACCCGGUAGAAGUACUAAUAUGUCACCAGUCUCUUCAAUCAGGAAUGGUGUGAAUACAUCAGGGCAAAGAAUUGUAAACAAUGCAUUGAACACAGUUGGUGGUCAUUUGGCCUCUGGAACCUAUAGAGAAGGAAACAGUAAUGGUAGUUCUUCAGACUCUUGCUUAACAUCUGGUGCUAAUAUAGGAGGAGAUCAAGAUCAACAUUCUGGCCAGUCUGAGGGUUCAGCACCCAAUAGGAACUAUGGCAUUGAGUCAGCGGAGUCCACUGACAACUCCUUGCUUGAAUUGGAACAGCGUGUGGAAGAAGCAUGACCUAUGGUUGAAA
This is a messenger RNA of Stylophora pistillata, 3894 nucleotides long. RefSeq lists its product as uncharacterized. Gene Ontology annotation, molecular function: zinc ion binding; ubiquitin protein ligase activity. NCBI's taxonomy places the organism in Eukaryota, Metazoa, Cnidaria, Anthozoa, Scleractinia, Pocilloporidae. Gene Ontology annotation, biological process: ubiquitin-dependent protein catabolic process; protein ubiquitination. The record is from RefSeq and is a predicted model, not a curated record. Gene Ontology annotation, cellular component: nucleus.